Molecule: messenger RNA, 975 nt
Organism: Dissoconium aciculare CBS 342.82
Lineage: Eukaryota; Fungi; Ascomycota; Dothideomycetes; Mycosphaerellales; Dissoconiaceae
Exons: 2
Coding region: 1-975 (324 amino acids)
Source: RefSeq, a predicted model, not a curated record
AUGGCCCCGAAGAGCAAUGUAGCGCAGAAGACUACGAAGAGAAACUCGAUAGCCCCUGGAUCUAACAAGAAGAUGCUCAAAAGACCCGACUCUGUCCAAAAGACCACACCAAGAGCGAUUACAGCCAAGAAAGAGAUGCUCAAGCUUGCUGUCGAGCCGGAUGGUCAGACGACUGUUGACGUGUUCCAUGAGAGAAGCUUGGCAUCAGCCAAGGCAAUCAAGGCGCCCAAAGGUAGUUGCUUCACUCAUACCCUCAGGUUGCAAGCAGCGGACCCAUUCGCUCUGUACAAGACAAUCGUCAUCGAAGACGGACCAUACAAGAAUUGCCAAGCGAUCUUGGUUCAGACAUCAUGCCAAUUUCCAUUCAUGAAGCUUCCCGAAGAAGCACGAAUCAUGGUGUAUCGUCAUUAUUUCCAGCCAUCGGACGAAGGCAUCGUGAUCGAAGCGAGGCGCAGAUGCAAUCAGGAGGUCUAUGCCAAGAAGUAUGCAGCAGGCAGCAAGAAUCGAGCAGCACUCCUAGCAGUCAACAAGGCUGUCUCGCAGGUGGCCGUUCAGGUUCUUUACGAGCAGUCAAUCAAAUUCGAAACAACACAAUACCUCCUGGAAUUCCUUUCACAAGUCCAACCUUCCGUCAAGUGCAGGCUGCGCCACAUCAAGAUCAAGCAGUAUCAGAAAAAUAAUGCCAGAACUGCCCUCAAUCUAUUAGUCGAGGCAGAACGUAUCGAGAGCGUCACGAUCGAAAGCGGGAUUGCCAGUGAUGGGGAUGUCAAGAGAGCUGCCAAGACCUUCCACAUGGACACCUUCAAGUUCCUUGAAGCCAUGGCCGCUCGCCACGGCAAGAAGGAAGCCGAUCUUAACGGUGUGUUCAAGUUGGGCAAGAUUGCGCUCGCCAUCAAAGACGGCGGCAAACUUUUUCAAUGGUCACCGGAUAAAGUCAGGGAGUUCGAAGUCGCCGUGAUUGCCAAAAUGAAGUGA